Amphiprion ocellaris (clown anemonefish) is the source of this 2233-nucleotide messenger RNA. It is a transcript of the gene zpld1b, whose product is annotated as zona pellucida-like domain containing 1b. The record is from RefSeq and is a predicted model, not a curated record. The transcript is spliced from 11 exons. Bases 198 to 1550 code for a protein of 450 amino acids. Gene Ontology annotation, cellular component: cell surface. NCBI's taxonomy places the organism in Eukaryota, Metazoa, Chordata, Actinopteri, Pomacentridae.
GAGGAGAGAUGAGUGGGAACCCUCCGAGUACGCUCAGGUUUCUUGGCGCUGUGAAAAGAUUUGUCCAGUCCAUUCAGAUCUGACGGAGUUUCCCAUGUUCUGUGCUGCAGCGGGUUUUUGUUGACGUAUCUUUCUCAUCUGCCGGCAAACAAGAGAUGCACAUAAGGCUGACGUUGUGUUUGUAGUUUAGGUCCUUGAUGCCACCAAAAGCUGUACGCCACGGUGUUGAACUUUUCUCUCGUCACAAACCGGAGGGGAAGAGAGGUUCCAGCCAAUUACUUUGGAAAAGGCAGGAGACAGGUGCUGAAAUGACACGAAUGUGCUUCAUCUUCCUGCUGAUGAGUAACGCCGCCUCAGUCUACACGCAGUUUAAUGGAUACAACUGUGACACCAACUACCACAGCAGGUUUCCUGGUGAGAGGGACAUCAGUGUUUACUGCGGGGUCCAAACCAUCACCCUGAAGAUCAACUUCUGCCCGGUGCUCUUCUCUGGCUACACCGAUGCAGAUUUGGCCCUGAACGGUCGUCACAGUGAAGCCCAGUGUCGCGGCUUCGUCAACAACAACACCUUCCCCACGGUGGUCCUGUUCAGCAUCAGCCUCAGCACUCUGGAGGCCUGCGGGAACAGUCUGGUGGUCAGCACAGCCUACGGGGCCAAUGCCUAUGGGAACAUGUCUCUGGUACAAAUUGGGAACGUCUCCGGCUAUAUCGAUACCCCUGACCCGCCAACUAUAAUCAGCUACCUGCCUGGUUUGUUGUAUAAAUUCAGCUGCAGCUACCCACUGGAGUACCUGGUCAAUAACUCACAGCUGGCAUCCUCCUCUGCUGCUGUGUCUGUCAAGGACAGCAACGGGACAUUUGUGAGCACGCUCAGUAUGAUCCUGUACAAUGAUUCAACAUACAAUCAGCCUCUGUCUAUCCCAAUGGCAGGACUUGCUCUGAAAACACGAGUAUUUGCUGCUGUGAAAGCCACAAACUUAGACAAACGGUGGAACAUCUUGAUGGACUACUGUUACACAACCCCCUCAGGGAAUCCUAAUGAUGAACUCCGCUAUGACCUUUUCUUUGGCUGCUAUAAAGACCCCCAGACGACGGUUUUCGAGAAUGGAAAGAGUCAGAUGGGACGGUUUUCGUUCGAGGUUUUCCGUUUCGUCAAACACAGACACCAGAAGAUGUCCACUGUCUUUCUGCACUGCGUCACCAAGCUUUGCCGGGCAGACGACUGCAUCAUGCUCAUGCCUAUCUGUGGGCGACGGCGCAGGAGGGAUGGAGAGGAGAGCCUUGGUUCUCCGCCGGCAGCAUCCGGGAACGCCGUUAUCAGUGCCGGUCCAAUCAUCACCAGGAGCGAUGAAACUCCAGUCAACAACUCCCAACUGGCAUCUGGUGAUCCCUCCCAGCCCAUGAACCCGGUGACCAGCGCCCUGAUCUCAGGUGUGGUCAUCCUGGGCGGAGUCAGCAUCGGCUUCUUCCUGCUGUCGCUCCGCCUCCUGCAGAAGUCCCGCCUCCCGGUAGCUGCAGCCUCAGGUGUUUGGAACUCCGGCUUUAAAUAAUAAACAUCUGUAUACUACAACAUCUUUGUGUAAUAUUUUGCAAAAUAUGUCACAGACCUGCUUUCUGGCUUCUCAAGGUUUGUGUGUGUUUUCCAAAGGAUUAAAUUUGUGUACUGGUAUUGUUUUAGUUGUUAUAUAUUUAUUGCCUUCAGUACCUCAACAUCUCUUUAUUUUUGUCAGUAAUUGUGUUUAGAAAAGCCUUACAUACUGCUGUGUUUAAUGAAAAUUACUUUUUUUUUUUUUUUUAAAAACUAAUUUUGUCUUAUUAUUUCUUUCCGAAAGCUGUGACUGGGCAGUUAAAUUGUAAAAUGAAAACAAAGGUAAACUGUUAUCACAAAAGAGAAGUGCAGCAGUUUUUUUUUUUUUUUACUCUUCAGAAAUUGUAGCUUUGUAGGCCCUGUCGAAAUCAACAAAUCAGCAUCAUGCUGUGUUUGGAAAGAACAGAAAAGUGGAAUUAUUACUGUGGGUUGGAAGUCAUUUUCAAAUUAUUAGUUGCAUUGUCAUGUGUAAUAAAUGUAUUUGGGAUUCAUUAUGUAACCUAUGCAUUUCCCUUUUUUUAUCUUUUGUGUCUGUGAAACUUAUGUUUAUACUUUGACAAAGAAUAUUUCACCAUUUUAGAAGAUUCUGAGACUUAGAUGAGAACAUUAAUAUGCUUUCAGCUGAUAAUUUCCUAUGGCGUAGCA